Molecule: messenger RNA, 366 nt
Organism: Cajanus cajan (pigeon pea)
Lineage: Eukaryota; Viridiplantae; Streptophyta; Magnoliopsida; Fabales; Fabaceae
Source: RefSeq, a predicted model, not a curated record
AUGACCUUGCAGUUGGCUAAUCGAUCGGUGAAGUAUCCUCAUGGCAUAGUGGAGGAUGUUCUGGUGAAGGUGGACCGUUUCUUGUUUCUAGCUGAUUUUGUGGUGAUGGAUAUAGAAGAGGACAUUGAUGUACCUCUCAUUCUUGACCGACCAUUCAUGAAGACUGCAAGAGUUCUAAUUGAUGUGGAUGAUGGGAAGCUUAAGGUGAGAGUGAAUGAUGAAGAAGUCAACUUUGAUGUUUUUGAUGCCAUGCACUACCCCAAUGACAAAAGCAAUUGCUUCCGAGUCGAUGUAAUCGAUGGCCUUGUUGAAGAUACCAGGAAGCAUGUCUCUUUUUCUACUCCUUUGGAGAAAGUUAACAUAUAA